AUUAGUAACGCACUAAUUGGUCGAAAGCGAAAGAUAGUUCGCCGAAAGAAUUCAACAGUUUGAGCGCUGUUUCGAGACUAAGCAAGGGAAAUUCAUAGUAUUAAAGAGAAAAGGUAUAUUGACAGGAUCGGUGAUACCUUCGUCAUCGUUGCGUUGCAGACAGUGUGUACGCAGUAUUUGCGUGAAAUGAGUUCAGUUAUGAUAACCGAAAAUGGGGGACCUGGGGCAUCAAAAGAACAUCCACUUCAAGGAGGAAACCAGCUACAAAACGACCCAACAGAAACGAUCGACGCGAGUGAAAGUAGAAACAGUGGAAAUCCCAGCACAUCUUCAGCAGAACCACAUAAAUCUCGCAGCGGAAAGCCAUACAGUAUAAAGCGUAAGUUAGAUAUACAUAAAGUAACUUAACACUACACGCCAUGAACGUAGAGUAUCUUACUCUAAAAUUAGCGAGUGUGUGCUCAAAACUGAAAUUAGGGCCACUGAAGGAUCGUUUAUAAACAUCUACGAACUUAAAGUUUACUACAAAAUAAUGUUCGGGUACAACGCUCACGAAGUAUGCCGGAAAUAACUGUAGCUUCAAUCGUGCGCAGAAGUUAAGACCCCUCCUAUCCCUGGACGGCCUUGCCGCUGCAAUGAUUUGUGAGCUAAAGCCGGCUAACAGUAAUGUAUGUAUCGUUAAGACUCAAAGUGUAACUUAAACUUCCUUUCUUAAUCGAUUACACUAGCCCUGUACCAGAGCAAAGGGUUGUAUAUAGCACAGAAUGUACUAGAUCAUCAUCGAGUCCCUUUCCUAUAAGAGGGGUUCAUUUCCGGGUAACUGGACUUAGUUGUUUAAGUAUUGUAAAUUAGUUGUUAUUAAAGUAUUGUAUUUCAGUUGUAAGUUUUCUGGCUGUCUUUUUCUUUCUUUUGAUUUAAUAGUAUUGUGAUUAUUUUAGUUGCAGCCUUCUUUAAUUCAUGUAAAUUCUUCACGUAUUUUUGCUGACCUUAGGCCAUUUAAGCCCCUGGCUUUGGUUUUUCCGAGUGUGUGAUAUGUAUUAAAGUUAAAGCUUCCGUCUUGGAGUAACAGACAAACGUUUCUAGCAAAUUGGUACAUCAGGAAGUACAGUUACAGUCAACCCAAGUCAAGCGUACCCCCCAAGAUUACAUUAAUGAAUUUAUUAUUCGAAAUUCAGAUUCACCUUUCCUUUGGGGGAAGUCUGGGACUAGGCAUUGCAUUUCGUGCAGUUUGUUUUUGAAACGUGCGAUGAGCAACAGCACGUCACCAGCUUUGUGUCACCAGCACGUCAGGAAAAAGCCGACAAAAUUCGCGAAAACGUGAGGGGAAAAUGUGUUGCAUCAUAUCAGAUCAUAUGCGACACAUUUUUUGCGAGGUAACACAACGACGUGAUGAUGAGCACUCUCGAACAUGUCGAAGGUUAAUACAGUUUAAUAUUAGCUGCUCAAAAACACACUUUCUAUCUGACUCUCAAAUUCAAGGAGUCUUUUUCCUCUUUUGUCUUUGCUUUUUCAGGCCGAGCGCUACUCGUUAAAGGAGAAAUGGAAGGGCCCGGCUAUUACUAUCAGGUAAAAUAAGCUAAAAUAUAUUGUACCGUACUAUUGUCUGAUUGAAAGGCUACUACGUGACUCCGGCUGCUUCUGCUCGAGCAGCCAAAGUCUUAGAGUUUUGAUCUUGACUUGCUGUGGUUGGUACUUUAGUUCUGGGUCUAUUUUGGCGUUAUAUGCUGCAAUUUCACCGACUGUAUUAUUUUUGGAGCCAAACUUAAGAAUACUUGGCCACUUCAGCGUAUUUUCUUCUCGAAUUAUAAAUUAUGUUAUAGCAAUCAGUUUUGCUCAUACAGUGUAGAAUGUUUUGUAUUAUAAGAAAGUAAAUGGCUUUGUUAACUCUCCCCGUAUUACCUUUUCAUCAAAUCUCCCGGGAAUUACCUACCAAAGCCUUUUUCAAAAUGUUUUCAUUAAGUUCGUUAUUUUCGAGAUGAAAAUAAAACAAGAAGUGGAUUUAGUGUUCUUCUUAACUGGGCUGUCUGUGGUCAGCCCAGUUUAAAAAAUACCGGUACGUUCCAUUUUCUUUCGGCGUGGUAUUUCUGGGAAGUCGUAGUGGGGGUGCACCGUCCGGCUCUCUGUAAGUCCCUAGUCUGAAUUCGAAAAGUGGUUGUUUCACGUAUUGAAGGGAAGGCCAUGUGGCUGUUGGUAUUUUGCUAUGGUUAUCGAGAUUUUCCUUGUCACUGUCGCAGUUUCAAUCCAUCUUCAAGUACUUUGUCGCCAUUUCAUAAACAAUUAUUGGAUGAGGCUUUUGUGAUAUCCAGAAUAAUCAAGGACGAGGUAAGCAUUAUCAGCCGAGCGGAAGGCCGAGGCUGAUAACAUUUACCGAGACCUUGAUUAUUUAGGAUGUCACAAAAACCAAAUCUAAUAAUUGUUUUAUUAUACAUUGUUUUGAAGAAAAAUGACGACAAAGACACCGUCAUAAGGAACCUGAAUUGAUAUUGAUAUUGGAAAUCAUGCAUUAAGCACACGCAACCUACUGAUAAGUCAGUUAUCUGCUAGCAGAUAACUAACUUAUCUGUAGGUUGCACUGAUUUCCAAAAUUAGCUAGUGAGUACAAUGUAUAAUAAUCUGUCUUAUUGUCAGACCCAUGGCUGGGCAAGCAGUUUCAUACAACAACCCCAUAGUGGUGUAAAGGUGAUGUUCCAUGAGACGAUUCUCAAUGAUGAUUUUUAGCACAACACAGCAUUGCAACAUUGUUGUGACAUUGUUUCUAAUAGUUACAACAUUGCAACGAUGUGUUGUCAGAGCUAAAAAUCGUCGUUGAGAAUUAUCCCAUGUAACAUAUCACCUAAUAAAGGCUGUGACUUUCAAUGUUAUGUUAUGUUUUGUCAACACUUGACCACUCAAAAAGGGUUUUAUAUAUUUAUACAAAAAUGUUUUUGAACAGACAACUUGACCAGCACCUGCCCUUUAAUUAUUUCAAACUUAGCUCUUGCAAGUCAGCUCCUCUGUAUGCGACCAAUCAAUAUCAGCAUUAUCAGUGUGUGGUCACGUACUGAGGGGGGAGGUACAGAUCAAUAGGGAAGAAGGAGAAAUGGCCUGAAAAAGUAGGGAGGAGGGAGAACGUGAAAUGUUGUGGGAGCAGGGAGAUAUCGAUGAGCAGGUAACUUUAGGGGUUUUUUUUCAACCUGCAUGAUGACAAGGGAUGGGGGGAUGUGGAAUUUGACGUACACUGUGAUCCCCUUAGGUCUCCUUUGACUCCCUUGGUUGGACUUAACUGAGAAAGCAUGGAAUCAAACUUGACACAUCUCAGGUUACCAGGUUUAAAAAUUGGCGACGGGCAACACACGUACGACUCAUGCACUUGGUUGUAAUCUGACCUAUAUUUCCCUUGCGAUAUGAUAUGAGGAGAGGCUCCUUAAAGAUUUCUGUUAGCCAUUGUUGGUUUUGUAUAAGUGCAAUUUUCCCAUUAGUAUUUUCAUUAGGCUAGGUUAAGCUGGGUAGUAUUGUGUAACAAAACGUAGUAGUUUUUUUACGGGCGGAUUUGUUUCUCUGUUGAGGGGCUCAGUUUUCCUGUCGGCAAAUUUUACCUCAGAGAGGUACUAAUCUCACAAUAGCAGCAAGGUAGCCUCUUUCUAUCAGGCAAUUUUCGAAUUUUUUUUUUUCUCAAAAGUGGUUUGAGAGGGAGAACUUCUCCUUUAAUGAAGCCUUCCUUCACAUCUGGUGGGUGACACAACUAGAUGUUCAUGUACUUAAAAGUUUCUAUAAUUUGGUUUGUAAUGUGUUUGCAAAACCAACAGCUAUCUUUGUUCCCAUGGCUGUUAGAUGGGUCUGUAGGUAGUUGCUACUGUGAAAUUGAAACAAGUUUUCUGUUAAUAUAAGUAUUUAAGUUAAUAUAUGAUUUGUGGGCACCAUCACAAAAGUCAGAGUGUUCUGAGUAGCCAAAAAAAAUCCCUACUUAACUCAAGCCACCCCAAAAAAUACUUGCCAUAUUUUACUACCCCAAAAAAUCCCGGAAUCAAAAAUUUCAAACCCCAAAAAAUCCUUUGAUCAUCCUUGUCACUUGAAAUCUGAAUUCCCCCACCCCUCCUCCCACCCCCCCACCUUUACCAGGUUUUUGGUCUCAAAAUGGUAUGGACUUUGCAGACUUUGCCUAUCAGGUAUGGUUUUCGAGGGAACUAUGGAAGUGUGUGAACGUAUUUAUCAUUUCAGUUCCAAAUGACUAAGAAAGAAAGAAAAAUAUGCAAAUUCGAAAUGGAUUUUAACAAAUCUUUUUUGUUGCAGUUCCAAUCUAAGUAAAGAUUACGUUAUUUCUUACAGGGCAGGUCUGAAAAAGGGUGUGAAUAACCAUAUUUUUUGGUCUGAAAGAGGUCAGAAUUUGGAGAACCGGGUGGCACACCCCCACCAAGAAUUAACCCAGCAUAACCCCCCAGGGCUUUUUCCCCAUAAAAAAUCUUCAUAUGCGUGACAUACAGUGGUUAUGCAAUCUUUGUGCCGUAUGUUGGUGUAAAUGCGAAGCUAUGAACUAUGAAGGUCCGAAAACUUCCUUUACGACGAAGUACAGGAGUCGUGUGUUGCCCGCUGCCAAUUUUUAAACCAAGUUUAGGUAGGAAGGAGAGAUUGCCCCAAAAAGUAGCCUGGAGGAGGGAGAUUUACCCUUCCGUACCUCCCCCCUCCUUACUGGAGAAGGGUGCAAGUAGUGUUCUCCUUAGCUAUUUUAGCAAAUUAGGCUAGGCCGGCUGCCUGGCUUAGUUCACGGGAAAAUCGGUGACGCCUGGCUUGAAAAUCAAAGAUUUAACCCAACACAAGCUUAUGAUGACAUCUAGAACCAGGUAUUUCAAAGAAGAAAUCACUCAAUAAUGUUGAUGAAACAUUGUCUGGUGUUUUUUGGGUGUUUUUGCACAACUAAUUUAUUGUAAAAUUGAUUUACUGUUGGAUGAACAUGUUCAAAUCUGUCGUUUUGCUGAAAGGCAUUCAUCUUGAAACUGUCCCAGAAACACAAGGGCCCAUCAAGGAGCUCACAUGUAGCCCAUGCUCCCUUUUUGAGGAGUGUCAAAAUGGAGAACCCAGUCAACCCAAGAUGCAAGGAACAAUGUAAUAUAAUGCUUGUCAAAGAGUCUUUUAAGAACUGAUUGUAUGUCACUGUCUCUAUUACUAUUCAGGCUUUAUACAAACACUGUUAAAAAUCACAAUCAGAAUACCCCUGGCCUUCCCAAAAUCCUAGGGAAAACACUGGGAAGGGACAAGAUGUAACUAUGGCAUGCUAGUGCUUCAAAAAAUUUCACUGGUGUGAUUAAUUUUAUUGAAACUCAUGUAUCAAAAUAUGUAAUAAUACCCCCCUAAAAUUAUUUUCUCUGCUUAUUGAAGAAGAGAAAGGUACUAGCCCUGUAUUAACUAGCCCCUGGCUAUCAGAUAUGGCUUUCUUUAAUUUGUACCCAAGAAAGUUCUACUGGUGUGCAUGAGUGUUUGAUUGCAUUAAUUUUUUUUCCAGGAUGCUGCUAUAUUCCUGCAAGAGGGACAGAAUAAUGACCGAUUUGACACCCACCCCUCUCAUGCAACAAUGCGAUGGUACCUCCUAACUCACUCUACAUAUUUCUACUUUCUGGAUAUGAUGGCUUCUUUGCUUCUUCUUUGUCUGGCACUUGCUGAAAGACCUGGCAAUGGAGGUGCUCCAGCAAAUGAAAUAUUGUUUUUGCCAGUACCUGUAAGUAGUUAAUGCCACCAUCUGGUUUAUGGCUCAAAUGGGUGGCUCUUAGACUGUGCACUGUUAGGUCCAAGUUCAAUUCCUCGCUCUCAAAUAAAGGUUGUUGUUGUUGGCUGGAUCACCACUCCGGGCCUUGAAAUUACUGAGGAGGAACUGCCUUUGCUCUUUCAUCUGGCAGUGGCUAGCAAGCAUUUGUAAAAGAACCACUCACAAUAUAACAGAUCUCUGGCAGUGAUCCCCACCCCACCCCCCCCCCCCACUCUAGUGUCUGUCUGAAAGCAUAUUCACAGACUAUGCUGCAAGCAGUCAAGAAACUCCUCCACCCAGUGUGGUACAUUACCCUGAGAAGCCCAUUUGUAUUUUGUAUUUAUGUUUGUUGCUGUUUGACCAUCAUCAAAUUUUUCGCUAUACAGUCAACUUUCUUUAAGAUGGACACCUUUGGUGCCCACUCUAAGUGGCUGUCUAAGAGUGGUGUCUGUCUUAUAGAGAGUUAAAAAGGGGAGUAUAGGAAAAGAGGGACCAAUUCUAGAUGUCCAUUUUACUGAGGUGUCUGUCUCAUAGAGGUGUCCAUCUAGAGAGUCAAGCAGCAAGUCAGGAUUUGAUGUAAUCUCGUGCAUACAACCUAGCUUUUAUGAUCAAUUUUCAGGUCCAUGGAGCUCUUGAAGUUUUGUCACUAUCAGUCAUUGCUUGUGGAUGUGGUGUGAAACUUAAGUGGCAAGGAGCAAAGUUCUACUUUACUCACAAGAGGACACUUUUCAAGGUGAGAGGCUUCACACCAACUAGAGCACAUAUCAACUGCUAACAGUUGGUACUUACAGUUUUGCCUCGAUGCUACCAUUUUGUGACUUUCCACACCUUUUUGUCAGUUGUCUUUACAAACUUGAUGAAGUUGUGGUAUAUUAAAUAUACCACAACUUCAUCAUAAAAUUUUUAUGAAAAACUGCUGUUUUUUUACUUAUGAAAAUGCAGCAUCACCCAUUAUUCCAAGUUAAAUUAACGAACUAAAUAUCAAUAGAUUCCAUUUAUUUGUAAACCUUCAAAAUAUGUUUUUUGUACUCCGCACUGAGGCAGGUGAAAUGUAAUUCAUCAGCUUUAAAAUUAGGUAGAUGUACUGUUUGUGCGAUUGACUUAGGGCAUGUUAUUUAUGUAUAUAUACCUUAUUAUAGGAAAUUAACGCUCCAUGAAAUUAAGGUAUUGGAAAUUAACACGAAUUUGAUGGCAAAUGACUUUCGAAUAUGGAAAAUUAACACAAAAGAGGAGGUAGAGUUUCAUAAUAAAGGAAAUUAAUGCGAUUAAGAGACAGUUGGUGAUGACAACUGGAACAAAUUUAUUUCAACAAUUUAAUAGGUGCAUAAAAAUUCAAAACUGAACAAAACUGAGCUGACAUCACUUCUGACAGCGACAACAAUGAAGAUGAACUCGAAAUAUUCUAAACCUUCGCCUUAGCUUUUGUGAAAGAUGAAAUGGAAAGAAAGAAAGCUUGUAGUUAAUGUUUUUUAUGUGUCAAGAAUGUCUGGACAGGUUCUAAAAUGAGGGUUAAAGUGCUGGAAAUUAAGAACGCUGCACUUAAUUAACAUUGCAGAAAUUAACGCUUAACAAAAUUAACGCCACUUAAAUUAAUGCAAAUUUUAACUAUUCGCGUUAAUUUCAUGGAGCGUUAAUUUCCUAUAAUAAGGUAUAUAUAUAUAAAUAUUUUGGUUUUUUAGGAGCUAUAAUGAAAGUUGAACCCUUCAUAAUUUAUUGUUUUAAAGAAAAAAAACAUAAUUAUACUAUGAGCUUGAUUGCCAUGAUAAGAAAAGCUGAAGGUGUCACAUCACAACACUUAAUUUUUUUUUUGUCCCACUACAGAUUGUUAUUUUAGUUGUGAUGUACACAGAAGCAAUCGUCGUUCUUAUAAGAAUGGAGAAUCACUUCCGAGUUACGCGAGCUCUGCGACCUCUGUUUUUGAUAGACACUCAUUACUGUUAUGGAGUGAGAAGGUGAGCAUUAUUGGGCAUGCUUUGCAUUUUUGGAAGUAUUAGUUAUUAUUUCAGAAUUUAACAACUGCAUAGCUAGAUAGAGGUUGGGUGCCUGUAGUAACUCCACUUUUGGUAGCCAGCCCCCAGACUGAAUAAUGCCCUAGUCCAGUAGGGUGAGGGUUGCAACAGGUGUAUUCACUACCCCCCCCCCCCUCCCCUCACAGGCCCCAGAUGUCCACCUCUUAGUUUAUCAACAACUAUUUAAAACAAAGUGAUAUCGUUUAUUUAUAUUUUUAGCAGCAAAAACUAGCAAAUACAGAUUUGCAACUUAAAUAGUGACAUUGACAUCUGGCAUUCUCAAAAAUUGUGAAAGAAAGUAGUCUUUUUUCAAAAGAAAAAGCUAAAGAAAUCAAUUUGAAGUUCAAAAAAAUUGAGAAAUAUCCGUGUUCUUAAUGCAUGCAGUCUCUGACAACCAAAUUUUACCCCUAGAGAGUUGCGCCUCCGGCCUCAUUUGGUCCGUUUCCUUGUUGAAUCGCACCCACCCAUAUCCUGGCUAUGGCCCUGUGCCCCUAUGGCUAGUACAACCACCUAACCCAGCCAUGAGCACCUGUGAAAGGAGAAACAAGCACCUGUCACAGUGAAAUGAGUAUCAUUGGAAGAAAACAACAACAACAAGGAGGGGAUGGGGGGAACUGGCUAAAAGAAACCUUCCGGCACAAAAUGCUGCAUAAAGGAAGCUCCUUAUACCACUGAAUCACAAAAAUGAUGUUGCAAACUAUUAGCUGUUGGCAAAUAGACCAAUCAUAGAGCACUAGCACUGUAGGUGCUCUUUGUUGUUCAGUUAACUACUUUAAAUUGCAUUUAAAUGCAUUCUAUCAUUAUAUUAUUGAUUUGUAAUACUGCAUUUUGUUCUCCCUGUUUUCCCUAGGCAAAGUUUUUUUUACAUUACUUCUGUUUUCUCUACAGGAAUUCCAAAGAAAUCUUUUAGUUUAUUCUCUGCUCAGUUUCUUGUCUUUAGUUUUCAAAGGCUGUCUGAAUAUGAUUAUUUUUUCUGUGCCCCACAGAUCCCUUCGACAAAUUCUACUCUCACUUCCACCCAUUUUGGAUAUGCUGUUCCUUUUAUUGUUCGUCAUACUGAUAUUUGCAAUGCUGGGUAAGCUGAUGAUUAUGAGAGUGAUUGUUUUAUUGUUCAUUCAAAAUAUUUCCAAGCUUAUAGUAUUAUAGUCUGUCUAUGAUGUUCCCAUGUUGAAAUAAAAUGUGCCUUUUCCCCAGCAGGGAGGAUAAGACUUUUUCUUUGAAAAAUUGUUUCUCAUCUUUCCAGUGUGUUCUCAUCUUUUUGUGUAUUCGGGGACUGCGACUUUUUUUCAAAAAGAAUGAUUUUCCUUAAUUACCAGUUAAAGAAUGCCAAGCCACUUUUUAGGCAAACCCCCACGUCCCAUGAUUGUCUUGUGCAUUCAUGUUAUCUGAUGACCAGCAAAAAGUAGGCUUCAAAAUUUUAACUAUAACUUGUAAGACGUCCAUAAGUUAAACGUAAAUCCAAACUUGUGUUUUGUAAAGGAAAGUCAACAGCAGCUAUGUUUUAGCAUAACUUUUCUUUCUGUAAUUAAAUGGCAGGCAACGUCAGAGGAAACUUGUCCAUGUACUCUAUAAAAAACCAACAACAACAACAAAAAGUUAUCUCCUCUAUCUAUAGCUGGGCAUUUUAGGUCACUUAAAUUGCAUUAUUUUGAAAUAACUGUCUUUUACCCAAGUUUGAAGUAAAUAUUUUAUUUUCUACAUCUUUAUGGAGCAUAGGGACAAAAAAGCCCUUUCAUAAUACUGUUUACUAAGAUCGUGAGGCAUAUUUUUUCUUGCUUAUAGAAACUGUUAACUUUCUUCACAGGAUUUUAUUUGUUUUCUGACAAUGACGAAGAUGAGGUUUGCAUUUGCUUCUUAUUAUCUCUCUCAUAUUAAUUAGGAGUUACUAGCAAUUAAGUUAUUAAAAAUGAUACCAACAUAUCAUGUCAGUCUUAUUAUAACACAAGUUAUACCCUGGGAUUGAUAAGGCGUAAUCUCUGGAAUUGCUUAAGGUGAAAGAAACUGGAUUGUGAAAAUUAGUUCGAAGAAGACAAUGAAUAUAACAGAUUAAGAGCUUUAAAUGCAUAUAGUUCCUUACCAGCUGUUUAGCUCCAAUAAACCAAUUUAAAGUAGGGUUGCAUAUCUUGUUGUACUACUCAACUUGUUUUAGAGUGAGUUUAAGGUGACAUUAGUCAUUACAGAAACUAAUUAGAGAUUUGAAAAUGCUUGCACAGUCAGUUACAGUAUGGGUUGUACAGGUGCUCUUACUUUUCUUGUCAUUGGUGCUAAUAUUCUCUAAUGUUAGGCGUAACCCCACAUGAACUAACUUGCAUCCCAUCCAAGGGUAAUGUUAGUAUUCCUGUUCUUUAUGCUAUUAAAUCAAUGGAACUGGCAUGUGCUCUGUUGUCUUGGGUAUUUUCUGGCUCAUACUUGAAUUUACUGUGAAUUUCAUAAGUUAAUGUGAUGGUUCUUAACAAAGAUUCCACUAUAAAUGUGUAACCUGUAACUUACUAUUAGUGCACAAUGCAGUCUUUGUUAACAAAUACUUUUGUAAAAUUAGUUUUUCAGCGGUUUUUUGAGAAGUUUCAUCAGCUUAUUUGUGUUGCUGACAACAGCUAAGUAUGUUCAUACUCUGAUAAUAAUUAGCUGAAAAGUAAUUGAUUAUUAACAGAAGCACCUCUUUUUAAAGGUCAAAUUUGACUUCAGGCUAAAAUAUUUAUAACCUGUGUUAAUUCUCAGUUUUCAUUGUCUCCUAGAAUAUAUUUGAGAAUCAACCUACCUUGUAGAUUUACAAAUGUAAUCAACCUGCAGAUAGAUUUCAGAAUUCCACAAAUUAGUAGAUGCCCUUAAAAUUAAGUCCUCCACUGUUAUCAGUUACUCCCAUAUUUUAUAUUUUUGUUGUUUAUUAUAUAAAUAGACAUCAUAAAUUCCCAAAAAAUACUUCAUGUAAAUAUUUCCUUUGCACUUAUAGCUAUCCAGAUGUGAUGAUGCCUGCUUACAAUCGAUCACGCUGGUCUGUCAUCUACUUUGCGGUCUACAUUUCAGUAACUCUUUACUUUCUUAUGAAUUUGGUAAGAAAAAACUCUAUUAGCUUCUUAUCAUUAACUGUCAGAAACGAAGGUCAUAUUUUUUUGUGGCAACACUUGAGGUUUUUUGUUUAUUUUUACUUGACUGUGCGGUCUCCAAAGCUCAGAAAGCUGCAUGUACAUGUAAUUCCAUUUUUUUCUCAACCCGAAGAGCGCUUUUUAUGCAAAAUACUAUGUAAUUUCAUGACAAUUAUAUAAUAAUAAUAAAGCACAUUCCUCAUGCAUUGCAGAAAACUGUUUUCAACUGUUUAAUUUUUUGUAAAAUCAUCAGUAUAUUUGAAUAAGUUGUCACUCCUUUAAUAGCAUUUCAUCCAUAGAUUUCAAAGGAGGGAAACUCAGACCUCUGACAUGAAAAGAAUCAGAUCUACUCAAAAACUUAGACUUGCAAGACUUAUUAAAUAAAACAAACCUUUGAACUUUUGCAAGAAACAAUUAUGUGGCCUCGUAACAUACCAUUUUGGGUUUCAAUGACAGUAAUUUCUUCCUUUUAAUAUCAGCUUCUGGCAGUUGUUUAUGACACCUUUACCAACAUUGAAAAGGCUAAGUUUAGAAAGCUGUUCCUUCACAAGAGGUAAAAAUAACAUUCCAGGUAUAUGGACUUAAUUAUGUUUAAAGUUACUGUUAAAGAGUUGUUUUUUGUAUAGGGUAUAAUAUUGCUGUGUUUUCUUGAAUAAGCUCCAGGAGUCCAGGUGCCUCUUCUUUGAGAAAAGGGGUAUGGGGGCACUUAUUUGAAGAAAAGUGCUCAAAUUUAAGGGGUGUUUAUAUUGUGGCCCAAAUUUUAUUUCCAGUUUGUUGAGGUGCUAUUUAAACUAAGAAAAGUAGGCAAAAUUUAGUUGUUAUAGUCUUUCUAAAUGUGUUAAGUUAGAUGUUUGCUUUUAAAUGUGACAAUUUAUAGAUCCUAACAUUAAAAUACCUUUUCUUCUUCAAGGCAUGCUGUUAGACAAGCCUAUAAGCUGCUCUGCUGUAAGAAUGUAAGCUUCACAUUUAAUGAAAAUGAAAAUAAUCUUAUAGUGUGGACAUAGUAUAUUAGAAGCAGCAAGUAUUUAAUAAAGACCAGCUGGCUGAAAAAAACAAAUCACUCACUUCACUGGAAACGACAUUCUUUUUGUAAUCAAAAGUACAAAGUUCGCAGUGUUCUUUAAUUCUGAUGCUUCUUUCAAAAGUCAGCCCCUUGGACAUUUUAAUGGGCUUUUUAUUUAAUACAAUCAAAAUCCUUGUUUUGUCAGCAAGUUACAUGGCAAUAAUGAUACUUAAUGUUAAUAAUACUUUAAAUAUCCUCUCCCCUAGUUAUGGAGCUUUUCAGGGAUAAUGAAACAAAUAAUUUAAAUGACACAUAAUAUCAUUAAACAGUCCGCAACAGUAGGAGGCGAACCAGUUGGCUGUUUACAAACAUGGCCGAGGAUUUGAACUCAGGACUACUGUAAUGGUUAUCUUUCAUUAUUAUAAGAAUUCCUAGGAAUUCACAUUAUAUUUUAUUCUUUACUGGGAAUUCCUAGGAAUUCUUUCUAAAUUCCUAGAAAUUCCCGAAAUUCCAAAUGGAAAUGAAACUAGACUUGAAUUCCUAGGAAUUCCUAGAAUUCAACCUACAAGAAUUUAAAUCACAAAAAUUCUUAGAAAUUCCCAGAAAUUCCUAGUAAUUCCUAGGAAUUCUUAGGAAUUCCUAGGAAUUCUAGGAGUUUACAGGUUUCAAGGUCCAAUGCCAGGAUAGUAAAGUAUACUCAAAUUUAAUGAUUAAUUACCAACUGGAGAAAGCAUGGAAAUUGCAUUUAAACAAGUUUAUGAUAAUAAUGUUCAAAAUCACAUCUUAUGGUACACGUUGUUUUUUAAAAAAUUGAAUAAAGCAAUUAAAGUCCUGAGAUAUAAAUUGUUCUUGAGUCAUUAUUGAAAAAUUGUGGGACACAUUUGUAACUGGAAUAAUACAGCAAAAGAGUCUUGACUGAAUUAAUUUUACAGCGGGAACAUAUAUGUAAAAAAAGAAAAAGUCAGGCCAACUUGAUUCCAGCAAGCUUAUCUGCUAAGCCCUUAUUAAGCCGCUCUUUUAAUUCAGGACUCAAACUGAGAACAAAAUAAUGAACUGGAAACUAAAAUACUCGUAGUACAUGGCGUUUAAACAUACUUGUUCAUGACUACAGUAGAAGCCCGGCGGUGAACUCGAACUCUAAAGGGAAACGAAAAAUAGUUCGAUUUUAAGUGGGGAAUUCGAGUUAUCGGGGUAAAUUUCAGUGAAAUCUUGAUCAAGAGAAAGCAAAUUUAGUUCGACUUAGCGGAGAAUUCGAGUUAUCCGAGUUCGAGUUAUCGAGGUUCUACUGUAUUAAAUCCGCCAGAAUCUGAUCGAGUAUUAGCUUAUUCACGUAGAAUUCCAUCAACCUUUUGCAACAACGACUACAGUUAUGUCUCCAGUAAACAAAAAGGAACCAAUAAAUGGUUUUCCAUGCCAUCUUGAAGUUUCGUGUUCAUAUAUCGGAACGAUCUAUAAUUUCACUUUGAUCUCCAGCUUCAUUAUUUGAGUAUGUGGUUACCAUCAGAAGACACAUUACGAAGCAGGAACGUACCUUUACCUUUCACAAUCCAGCUGACUUAUCGUUCUCGGACAUGACUAGAAGCACGUUUCAUGUGUCAACAACAAAAUAAAUGAACAAUCCGCGUUUAAAAUAACAUCAAUUUCGGAUGCAAAAUACUUGUGCUCUUGCUAAUGAAAGUCCGCGUGAAUUUGAACUCACCAAACGGAACUUCAUUUCACACUUUUCCAUUGGUUCAAAAGGCGCACGUGAUGACGCAGUUCACUUAGUGGGGAGACUGGUAACCAGUAUAGCUCAAACAUGGCGGAUGAUUUUGCUCGAUGAUGAGCAAGUUGAAAAAAGCGGUCGUUUUCAGAGCUAAAUAAAAUAUUCCAACGCUUUUGAGGUAUAAGCAGCGAGAGGAAAACUUCGUAUUGUUUUUUCAAGAAGCGAUGACCUUUUAUUAGGCAAAGCCGCGAUGAAAAACGUGUUGUGGGCGUUUGGAAAGCUCAGGUACGAGAAGUGGCUCUUUGAAUAAGCUUUCAGUAUCGUGCUUAUUGUUGAUAAUUUUUUUUAAAGAUUUAAGUCGCAAUAAAUGUUGUAUAUAGAUGCUGGUUAAUGUCAAGAAACCCUUGUUGUUAUAGGCAAUUAAAGAAAUGAUUAUAAAAAUUUUUUACGCUUUUUAUUACCUUUGAACACUUAUACGGUUUCACCCAAAAAUUAAGCCAGUGUUUCCAAGUUAACAAUGACUUGGAAUUAUUGAGAAUUCCUAGGAAUUCCCACAAAUUCUCAUUGGUGUUUUAGCAAUUCCCAAUAAUUCCCAUAAGUUCCAAAGACAGUUUCCUUCAAACUUGGAAUUAUUGGGAAUUCCUAGGAAUUCCCAAAAAUUCCCACUGGUGUUUUAACCCAUUCCCAAGUUAAUUCCCAAAUAUUCCAAGGUUUUUUAUCUUUGCUCAUUUGCAUGUCUUGGAAUAACUUGACAUUCAAUUAAAACACCUUUUCAUUUCUUAAAUAAUCCAAUCCAUAUUUCAGGGCUGGGACUCGAAUCAAAUUACAAGUCCAGCACUCUAACCACUUGGCCAUGCUACCUCCAUAUGUUUCAACAUAUUUUUGCUAAGAGUUAGUUUCAUAUUUUGCUAUAGCCUCCUUACAGGAUCCCUUUACAACAUUUUGUUGGCUUGAUGUCAUUCUACAAACCAAGGAGCAGUAAGUUUCCUUUCUUUACUUUGUUGUUGCACUUUUUUAACUUAUGUUGUCUGGUUUCUUACAUUUUUUACCUUAUGCCCAAUUGGUGACCAGCUAGUUUCUAGUUUCUUACUGUAUCACUGCCCAAACAUAAGCACAACCAGAUAGUUUUUUGCAGUUUUUCAUGGCUCUUGGCUGGUCACACAUUAACACAGUUUAUCACCGUAUUUCUGUAACGCAUUAGUGAGCUGGGAAAAAAUACAUACACAUGAAAGCAAAACAAAGUUAGUAUUUUCUUAAUAUUAUCAAUUAAGUGGUAUCGCAUCUGGCACAAAGCCGUUCAUUAUGCGGUCAGUGGAAAAUGCAGACUGCUGACUUCACCAUGCCAAUGAGGUGACAACCGUAGUUCCAUUGUUUUCUAACCUUAAAAACAAUAGUCUGCUGUCAUCCGCAGUCUGCAUUUUACGCUGCCAUGCCCUGUUCUUUAUUUACUAUUCUGAAUUGAACUCUAAAUGUUGGUUUAUGAGAUGGUAAAUGAGAAUACAUAGAGAAAAACCUCUCGUUGCAAGGAAUAUGAAGGUUGAAGUAAUGAAAACUCAAGUCACUUAAAGUUUUUCCCAGGAUUCAAACCUCAGAGGCCACACUUGGGUAGUAAUGUUACAGGUCAAAAUUAAAUUCAGGUUAAAAUUUUUCGACCUUAGUUGAUUUGCAAUAUUAUUUCCUUUGUCUCCUAGCCCUAAUUCAUGAAUAAUCAGGGCUAGGAAACAGAGGAAAUUGAGAAGCAAUCUACUGGUAGGUUAAAAGAAAUUCAACCUGAAUUUAAUUUUUUUACCUGUAACAGUAACCUUUGAUCAGAUGGACGAGGGUUUCUUUCCUUUUUCCCAUUAAUAUGCCCUCUCCCCUUGAAAAAAGGAACUUGUGAUCACUGGUUACACUCACUGGUGGGACAUCAACUGCUCAUCCCACUACACUGCUCUUUUCCCUUCUCUAGACAUAGAAUAUUAAUAAACUAUUGUAUUAAUUUCUUCCACAGCACCUGUGGAGAAAUAUCUUGUAUUCAAGUCACUGAACACAAGCCAUACAAAACAUUUAAGGUAUGAACAAGUAAUUUUGUUUUACUAAUAUUACUAUACUAUUCCAGUUUUCCAUCAUUAUAUCCAGCCCUCUGUCAAUCUCAAAUGUGUCUUUCUUGUCGGUAAAUCUUUACUGUUUUAUUCUCGCUUUUGUUGCCAGUUUGGAGGAGUUUUAUCAUGUCUUUGAAAACAGUGAGAUGAAGUGGAAAAGAGUAUGUAUGCCAAGUUGUUAUAAUCCUUCCGUUCCCAGAAAAAGCCAAAGUAAAAAGAUUUCCUUUUUGUAAAAUGCUGACAUAGAAAUUAAUAGUACCAUGCAGAAAAAAAAAGUUUUCUACAGACUCAAAUGUUUCCUAUUUCAUUCAGUCUAAGAGUGAAAGGGUUACACAAUUAUUUAUUGUGAAUAUAACUUUUCAGUAUGUAUUUAUAAUUAUUUAAUUGGACUGUGCAGAGCUCUUGUUUAAGGGUGUCAUGAAAUGUUUUUUAUGUGCAUUCCCUAACACCCCCCCCCCCUCCCCCCCAAAAAAAAUUGGAAAAAAAGGCUGUUUCUGAACUAGAUAGAAGCAAAAUCACUUAGCUAUAAGUUGGUAGAUUGCAAGCAAAGUUGGAUAUUUUUAUUGCAUUUCGUCCAUUGGUGGUUGUAUGUUGUUGUGAAAGUUCUUGGGGCAAAUGGGUGAAGAUGGAGCCUGGACUUCAGAUAUUAUGUAUUGGGUCUGAGGUGUGUGAAAUACCAAAUUUAAUUAUACUAGAAACAUAUAUUUCCAAAACUCAGAGCAAAAAGGGUUUAAAACUACUUACACUCGAACUUCAUUAGCAAAGGUAAAAUGGGUUUUGGUUAUGCCGUAACGGAAAAAUUUGGUACAUAUUCCCAGAGACGACUGUAAAUGACCAGGAGGUCCAGUCCGUUGUCCGUAUUCAGAAAGGGUUUUCUUUGUUUGAGGCGAUGGUCUUGAAUGAAAACAUUCGAUUUGUUUUAAACAUUUUUUGUUAUGAGUCUUGGAAAUAGUUGUUUCCAGUAAGUCUUUGCCAGAGCCGAGGAACAACAGUAAGAUAUAGUUGUGGUUUACAGUAUGGUUUCUUUUCUUUUCAGAUCACAAAGGACUACAAUCAAUGGUUUCAUUGCCUUAAACGAUGGAAGUGUCUGUAUAAUACUGUCAAAGGUCAGUGCCACCAGGUGAACCAGGUAAAAUGUUGUUCUGAGCAUCUCAGCCUCCCCUCCCUGGUCACACACUCUCUGCAGUCCCUGACAAGUUCUCCAUGUUAACUGUGUGGUUAGAAAAGAAAAGGCCCUUUUAAGUCAUUUAGCCCAUUUUUUUUAACAGGUAUCCGAUGGAUAAUCACAAGAAAACCAUUUGAGUACUUCAUUUGUAAGUUAAAUUUGUGCAGAAAUUCUGUCAACCCUCUAAACCCCAAAAUUCAGAGUCUCAUUUGUUGCUCCUAUAAUUGAGUCUGCUAUAGAGUAGGUAAUAUAAUAUAUUGAGUACUAGGAGGAUGUUUUACUCUCUUACUCUUUUUUAAGUUCAUUCACAUUCGGAAUUUGUAAAUUGUUUCUGAAAAGCCUGUUGAGGAUCGAUGUUACUAUUAAAGUUUUAUUAUUAAAAAAAUACUAAUGAUUUUACAAUAAAUAUACACUGCUGUUGAAAACAGUUUUCUGCAAUUAUGCAUGGGGGAUGUGCUUUAUUAUUAUUAUCAUUAUCAUUAUCAUUAUCGUUAUCAUUAUUAUUAUUAUUAUUAAAGUAGUGGGAGGAAUUCGUGAAGUAUUCUUAGAUGUAUCUUUAGUGAUCAUGUCCUUAUUCCCAUUAAUCAACAAUGUGUUGUGUUAAGCAUUCAUAUAUUUACAAGGAAAAAUUUGAUGACAAUAACUCAUAGGGCUUAAAGGUUUAAAGGAUCUUCACUUAUUCCAUAACGGAGAAUAAUAUUAUUAUUUUUGUUGAUGUGUGUUAAGUUGGCUUUGCUUUGCCCUUUUGUCGUUUUUGGUGCAAUCAAACCACAAUUGCAGCUACGACUGGUUUAUUGGAUUGCGAGCCAUGCUGUUAAAGUUGGUCAGCUUUGGAUCGGGGGUGCAUCCUCUAGCUGAUUACAUCUCUAUACACAGACUACCAGCACUAUUAAAGCAUUUAUAGCAUCUUAUGGCAAUGGCUGCAAAAUUUAAGUACUUCCCUUUCUAACAUGAACUUUAUUUAUCCUGGAAUUUCAGAGUAGCCUGAAAAGCUAAUAUCUUUUAUGAUUUCUUUUGCAGAUUUUGUGAUCAUUGCAAAUGGAGUAUCAUUUAUUGUUGAUAUUAUUGUGUUUUCUCGUAAGUAUAGUGAUCAUGAGCUUUUAGAAAAACAAUGAUGAUUUUGCAACCCAAGUAUGACUUUCCUUGGGGCCGAAUAAGGGGAGAGGAAAUUAAUGCUUCCUCCCCUAAUUUCUACUAGAAAAGCUUAAUUCUCAAGCAGUCUAGUGUGGCUUUUUCAUGUGUAGCUACCAAUGCCCCCCCCCCUGCUUUUAAGAAAAAGUUGUCACAGUCUGCUUAUUCCAGGGUUUAUUAAUAUUAAAGUUGUUUCAGUAAAAGUAUACAUUUUCACACCCAGGCGAGAUCAUUGUAAAUGUAUAUCCAUUGCUCUUACUUUUCUGAGGCUAAACAUAACAAGCAGUUAUUAAUGUAAAGUGGUAAAAAAACCUUGUAGCGUAGUUGUGCUAGCGUCUGCUAUAUAUUUUGAUGUUUGAGGUGCUGGGCUUCACCUAGAAUCAGAUGGAGCUAAAAACAUGUUUUGCCCAACAGAUGUAAGCUUGACCAGAGAUAUAUAAGUCUUGCUGACAGGAAUUUCAAAAUUUACAGGCACUCCACUGAAUGAAAGAGCCAACCAAAGAGAAGAAAUCAAAUGGUAUCAUGUUGUCUUCAUUUCUAGUGAGUUGUUUAUUGGUUAUGUUGUUUGGUUACAUUUCUUGUAUUUCAAUUCUGAAAAUGAAAAAAAGAGAGUUUUUCAGGCUUUAGAAAUAGCUACAGAAACCCAGCACUCGACUCUAAGUGAAGUUUAUAAAAGGUAUGCAGUGAACAGGUUAAAGACACAGUGUAGACCAGCUCUGGAAACCAAUGAGUUUCACCUCAGCAGUGGUUCCUCAUGAGAAGGAAGGCGCAUCCAAUAUCCUGUUCUUCACUUAACCAAUGGGCAAGUAAAAUUUUUGGGGAAUUCAGAUUACAGAAGAACUGUAAUCAAGCCCACUCAUCAUCAAAAAUGUUUUUUGGUCAAGUUAAAAUGACUCUUGGGCUAGUAUAUGCUACAACCAGUUGCAAAAGUACUUGAGACAGGAUGGUAUUAACAUACCAGAAGCUGAUCCUACUGUACUGUAUUUUGGCAUAAAUGACCUGUCCAUGAUCUUGUGCUUGUGACCCCCCUCCACCCCUUAUCAAAGUUGCUAGCAAUACAAGACCAUACUCCAAACUUGGAGGAACACCUUUGAAUGGGAGGGAGGAGGGAGGUCAGUAUUAUAUCUCACAGACCUGUGACCAGGAGCGAUUUGAAGCAAGAAAGGUCGUUUUUCGUGGGAGUGUCUCAACAUUUUUGCAAUUGGUUGUAGCUACAGCAUGCACUGUAGCUGAUGGCAAGCUGUAAAAAUGACUCUCUUCGCACACUGCCCUAAUGUUUCCCUUAGUGCAGGGAUGUCUGCUUUGACAUGAUUGCCUACAACUCAUUGUAACCAAUUUUUUUUUUGUUUACUUUAUUCUUUUUUUUUCUUAGUUUACACGGCUGAAGCGUUUUUAAAAAUAGUCGGUUAUGGACUGAGAAAGUACUUACUAUCUGGUUGGAAUAUGUAAGUAUUGUUAAUAUUGACCAGUUUUGUCUCAUACGUUUACAUCAGUACAUUUACGUUAAACAUUCUUAUUUUCUAAAAUCGUUUUUAGAAAAAUUAUGUAUUCUUGGGCAAAAGAACUUCAAAAUUCAUGUGGUCAGUGCUUCAGUUCUUCUUCUAACAGUCAUUUUACAAUGAUAAAUACUAAUUUGGUAUGCAGAUAAUACCACUAAUGCUCUUUUCUGCCAUGCAUUUUUUUGUUUUUUUGUUUUUUCAGAAAAUAAGAACCUAUUUAAGAACCUAUAGCCUAAAUUUGUGCUAAUUAAUGUUUAGGUAAGAACUUUUUGGGCUAACUUGGGAAAAUGCUGGUUCUUACUGGCAGGUUUUUACUGUACUUAUUACCUCUCCUCUUUCUGUUUUCUUCACAAAAACCUCCAUACUGUAGGUCUCAGGCAAAAAUGCAUACAUCAGUGGAGGGCUGUCAGUAAGCAUAGUGUGCCUUUACAUGCUAACUUCUGUUUCCUUCGAAAUUCAGCUAUUGGCUGAAAAUCAGGAAAGUUAGCACCCCAUUAUCAUGAUGAUGAUGAUUAUUAUUAUUAUAUUAAUUAUCUUUUAAGAUUGGAUUCCGUAUGGAUCAAUAUGGAUCAACUAACAUUUUGUCCUCUCAUGUACACACCUUUUGUCCCGCAGAUUUGAUUUUUUGGUGACUUUGUUUGGUUUCAUUGGAGCUAUCAGCCCAACGUCCUUCAGUUUUAUCGUGUGUCUCAGACCUUUGAGGCUUUUGCUGUAAGUUUUUGUAUAAAAAUUUGAAUCAUUUUGUCUUGCAAUUCCAGAGGUUUGAUUGACUUAGUGGUCGAAUAUUUAAAUUAUCAUGCCUCACCCGGUAAAAAGCGGUCGGCAUUAAAUCACCUUUAUAUGUUAUGGUCCAUCUCUUUAAAGAAGGCAGUUAUUCCAGUAAAGCCCUUUGGAUGGAAGAGAUUAUGGCCAACUCAUUGCUAGGCGCUCCAGCAAAGUGCAUUAUAUUACCUACUAUGCAAAAGUUACUGUAGUCCUUCAAAACAAAUUAUAAUUCGGCCAACUUACGCAUACAGUUGGCGUUAUUUCAGUCCAACACAAAUUAAUUAAUUAAUUAAUUAAUUAAUAUGAUGAAAAAUUACUUUCACAUUGUGGUUCUUUGCCAACACUAUUCUGGACUGAAUUGGAAUUUAGAAAUGUUGGUUUUUGAAGAGACGGUAGAACCACAAUGUUCAAAGCCGAUUUCACAUGCUUGCCCCAUUUCUUAACUUAACUUGAAACGAUGGUGCAUUUUUCUUCUGUCAGACUGUUCAAGCUUAAGGAGAGGUACCGUGACGUAUUUGAGACGGCAGGUGUUUUGCUACCACGAAUGCUCAGGUACUAUUGCAUAUCGAUGCAUACACGAGAUGCAAUGCAAAUAGUAGGGUAAUUCAAGGUUUUGAGGGACGUUCCACGUUCCAAGAAGUUGUGUUACCCGUACGACAGUGCACCAACGUUUAAUAUUCUUGAGUUCUUUAGGUGUUUCCCUUUUCUUCUUACAGUCGAACCUCGCCAUAACGGCCACCUUGAGGACAGAAGAAAGUGGCCGUGAUGUGAAGGAAGGGGUGUCAUAAGACAUUUUUUUUAGGGAGUACAGCAUGUUUUUUUGUGCUAACUGUGUCCCAUAAUCAUGGUAAUUCAAUCGUUUAUAACGUAUAGAGAUCAAAUACACAAAAAGCUUGAAUUAUGUCUUGAAUCAAAUAUUAACGUGCCAAAACGAGCAAGGUCGCAACAUUCCCUCUAAGUAUCGUAGACCAUUUUUGCUUACUGCAGCAGUAUAAAUUGAGCAAAAUCAAAAUACGAUUGCCGCGACUGAUCGUAAUCGUGCCAUACGGAUCAAUUCGGGACCAUUCUUGACUUUGUGAUCAGCCGCUGAAAAAGUCUACAUUGUGCAUAGAGAGAGAACAACAUGUGUCUCUUACAGCCUGCCAACAAUCUGAAACCCAAGUCUGUGGGAUAUGAACCGUUAAUUAUCUUUCAAUGGCAUCAAAAUCAUCUCAUGCAAGGAGAAUAAUGUAAAAACACUUUUCCUCCAUAGGGUAGCACUAGUAAUCAUUCUCCUGUAUUAUUCGUUUGGUAUUAUUGGAAUAGAAUGCUUCUCGGGUCUUCAGCUCCAUAACUGCUGUCCGUAAGUAUAUCUCUUAAAUGUUCUUGACUUCAUUUUAUUGUUCUGGGAGUACUAUAAAGUGUCUAUGGUCCUUCCGUGUCUGUAUUGCCCAUUCCACCUAGAGUCUGCGCUAAGCCCAUUUUAUACGUCUGUAAGGGUAUCCCAUGAUGUGAUCAAUCAUGUAAACCUCUUUAUAAGUGUUUUUGAAUGGUACCAUUUCUUUGCAGUAUCCUAAGCAAUAAGAAAAUCUGAGGGGUUUUUGUUGUUGUCAUUUUUAGGCAUUAUUGAGAGUUAGAAGGUUUAAAAAUAUAUUUUUUUUGUACAGAAACACUUCAUUUGGGGGAAGUUACGAAGAAUCUGGAUAUUAUUAUUUAAAUAACUUCGACGACUUGCUGCAUUCAUACGGUAAGACUCUUCAUUCAGCCUAAUAACCACGUAUAACCUUUCUUUAGGGAUAACUGACAUAAACUUUCAAUUGAUAUUUUUUUCUUGCAGUGACUCUUUUUGAGCUGACAGUGGUCAAUAACUGGUUUAUUAUUAUGGUAAGAACUGAACUAUUCACAGAAAAAUGUAACAAUAGCGAUUUCCUUUUGACCUUGAAAAAUGGUUUCCGUAGUAAAAAGAUGAAAACAUGCAUAAUCAUUUCAAGGUCAGAUAAAAUUUCUCUGUUUAUUAUGUCGCAAGCCAGGGACAAAGAAAACUGAAAGCACCGAGUCAACCUUCCGUAUAGCCUUAACAUUAGGCUCCCCAGGACUGUAACUAAGAUUUCAAUUUGCCCGGUAAAUACAACAAGUAGGCGGGGAAUCAAACAGCUAGGGAUUUCGAUUGAUUCUGUUUUUCUUCUAAUUUCCUAUGAAAGUAGCCGGGGAAAUCCCCGGACCCCGCCUCUUAAUGACAGCCCUGGGCUUCCUAGGGGGCAAAGGGGAGAAAAGAGCUAAACUAAAGAAAAGCCCUCCCUCUCUUCUCAUCCUCCCCCUUUUCCGCCCCCUUUCCCCUCACCAUGGCUUGACGCUCAGUUUACCACCCCUUUGCCAGUCGGUGCUCUAACUACUGAGUGACGGAGGAACUCGUGGAACUUAUGAUGUUUCGGUCUUUUAUGCUCUGUUCACACUAGGAUACGUGCUGACAGCUGUUAAUUAAACUUGUUCAUGCUGAAUCAAAGUACUGUUUAGAUCUGCAAGCUUUGAAGUUCACACUGACAGUGAACAAGUCAGUAAUUACAGUCAACUAUAGUCUCUAAUACGGACACCGUGUCCGUAUAUUAGAGAGGCGUCCGUAUAAAAGAGGUCACUAUGAUAACGUCACUUUUAUGACUCCACUUACAGUUCUAAGUGUUCAGUAGCUAAAACCAUGCUCACACUCGCACACACACACACACUGCAUUUUAAGUUAUUAAUUCACAGUACAGAGACACUGUCUUUCGUUAACAGAAAAUAUUGUACAUCUCAGACAAAUUACCGUUUUAAAACGAAACGAGGUACAGCGCAAUGCCGCAUGUAAACAGAUGUAACGUAAAGCACAAUUCUGAAAGCGUUUUUUGCUAUUUAAACAGUAACUAGAGUACAAAAUAGAACAGAUCUUUUGCUCUCUGAAGUUACUGAAGCCUUCAAAAAGUCGAUUAUGUUCCUCCGUACACCUGUCGUAAAUCGUUGUUUGAUAUACAGCGACUGGGCUUUUGAAAUGACCUUGCAUAGCUCACAAGCCAGACUAGACGGGUCCACGUUGUGCAGAUUCAUCUGAUCGAGAUUCGGGAUUCACCUGAUCACGGCUGUGUGCGUAAUAAAGAGGUUAAGUUUAUAUGAAUUUACUUUCUGGAGCCGAGAUUUAGUGUCCGUUGUCCGUAUUAGAGAGAGUCCGUGUGUAAUAACGACCUGGAUGUUAGGAUUGCGGGCUCCUCUUCUCGCCCGCGAAAAUGCGGGGUAAACGUUUCAAACAUACUAGGCUAUUUGUCCGCUUAAUGCAGGGUGUUCGCUUAAUAUGGGGUCCGCUUAAUACAGGUUACACUGUAUUGUCAUGAAUUUUUUGGGGGGCACAUCUGACCUUCCUGUGUUUUUUACUUAAUAGGAAGGGGUUGUUCACAUGACAUCAGAGUGGGCCAGAAUCUUCUUUAUGUCUUUUUACAUCGUUACCAUGGUGAGUUACUGAACUGUACGGUUCUCCUUUUUAAAAAUUACCCUAGGCGUUUACUAAUUUUUUUGCUUUUUUUUUAACCAGGUUGUUAUGACCAUCAUUGUAGCGUUUAUUCUUGAAGCUUUUCUCUUCAGAAUUCAAUAUCGCAAAGAACACCCUACAGACGAAAAAGGUACCUUUUUGACUGUUACAGUUUGAUAGUUUCUUGGUAAAUCACCAAUGGGACUGAUUUAUGCUAAGGAGGUUUACCUCGGUGUAAGAACCUAUGAACUUUUUGGGGGGGUUUGUAUCUAGGUUCGCAAGUGUUGACUUCUUUGUGUUUUUCGUCACCCACGUGUUCUACAGGUUCUUACACCGAGGAUGAAAAAGCGUAGAGAGGUUGUCAUUGAGAUCGGACGCCAGGUUGUUCAGAUACAAGUUCAGUUAGUUUUUCUACCGUCCACCCAAGACAUUAGGGAGAUUAAGCAGCAACGAAGGUGACGGCUACGAAAACGUCACUUAAAAGUGAAUUCGCGCUGCCUCAAACUUUUUCGCGCUUAUUUAUCUCGUUUAAUACAUCAAAUGUUGGCAAAUCAGGAAAAGAAUCAGGAAAAGAAAAAGAAAGUUGUUGUCUUGUGUUCCCGUCCUCGACAAAACGUGAAAAUAGGCACUUUCACAUUGUAGUCUUACAACAACGGCUUAGAAAUGUACAAAGAAGGGUGGUGCACGUGCAAAGUUGUUGUUUUUCUAAUCUAAACCUUUUGCCGUACUCGUUGCCGUCGCCUUCGUCUUUGCUUAAGCUCCCUAUUGUUUCGAAUGGUUGCAACAUUGUCGUGGUUCCAUCAUUGCAACGCUGUGUUGCGCUAAAAAUCGUCGUUGCGAAUCGUCUCGUGUAACAUCACCUUUAUAGGUGUCCGCUCUAGAGAGACCAACGCAAGAUGUUGUUUUCUCGUGAGAGAGUCAGCUGUAUUUCCCUUUCCAGGUCUAAAGUCCUGUGAUGUAACAACAGUUUCACGUUUUGCAGAUGUGUCGCAUUAGGAGCGAAUUUUAAAUAGUGUGAAAAGAGUUUUUAGUGGGUCAUCUAAUACACCAAAAUUGCUGGAAUUUUAUUUGAUUUUUUCCCUUCACCCAACAGAGGACAUGAAGAUACGGAAGGAGAUCACAGUUAAUUAUGAAGAGCUUCUGGCGUUAGGUGAAGAGUAUGUGACAGACGUACAGCCUCAUCAGACUGUAAGUACUAAGGCUGCCUGUCCUCAUUUUAUUUGUGGCGACUAAUUGAGGUAGUUUCUCCGUGUUGCUGAUGAGUGCGACCACCAAAUGACGUAAUACAAAAGAUUAAAAUGACACUGAGGAGUAUCCACUUGCCACAAAACAACACCUAACCAACAUGUAUCCUUGUGUUGUCUUGCAGGUCCAGUAUAUAGGAAAACGGUCCAAAACCAAGAUGGAUUUAAGCAAAAAAAUGUAUGCAGAUGAAGUUGAGGUAUGGUUUAGCAACAGAUCCCCGGCUACGAAAAAUUUAUAUUCAUUUACAUUUUUUAUUCUAAUUAAGAGGGAAAAGUGACAAAGAAAAUUUUCUUUUCAUCAGAUGACCGAGGGACAAUUUUUACCCAAGCCACAUCACCCUGAGGGGAUAAACACGAAGUAUCGUCAUUUCUUACCGUUACCUCUUUUGUCUUCUAAGAAUCCGCGAGAGGGGAGAAAUCUCGGGGGGUACUCCUGGGAAUUCAUGCUGGGGGUGGUGUGCCGCCUGGUUUUUUAAGUCCUGAUCCUAUUUCAGACCAAAAAGUGUCAUUUCCACACCCGUUUUCAGACCUGGCCUUUAGUCAGAAAUUAUGUCAUAACAGGAACGCCCUUACAGCGGCGUUCAGUCUCGCUUGCUUGGAGAUUAGAUUUAGAAAUGAGGAGGCAAUUAAUUCUACACGAAACAGGAAUUACUCGCUAAAGGUUUUUUACUUCCUACUUUAUCGACGUUGAGUAUUCUUUAGGAUAUUUACUUUUUAUUUGUUUCUCAAUUGAUUUACUACGCGUGUUAGCGACGACUAGAACCACGUGUAAGGUCGCAAGGCAUUCCCCUUCCCCGCCUUUAUGUGUCAUAAAUACAAAGAAAAACGGCUUGCAGACUAUGAGUCUCAAAAAAAGAAUGCAAACAAAAAAAUUCUUCAAAUGCAUUUCGAAUUCGCAUAUUUCUCUUUUUUUCUUAUUCAUUUGGAAUUGAAGUGACAAAUACGUCCAUACGCCCCCGUAGUUCCCUCGAAAACGAUACCCUAUUGCAGAAAUGGGUGAAGUGUAUACCCGUUUUCAGACCAAAAAGGCCCAAAAACCAUACUCUUUAGGAUGGCACAUAUCUAUAUGGCUUAUAUCAGAGAGUACCCCCCCCCUUCCCCCACCCGAGGAGGGGAGAAAUCUGAAGGGUUUCUAAUUUGUCACGAGAAAGGAUACCGUUGACGGCAGCUUAUAAGCCGUGGGCUUAUACAUCUUUGUAAGGAGUCUUAGGAGGGCUUAUUAACAGAGGGGCUUAUAUCCGAGGGGGGUUAUAACAGCAAAUAUGCUGUAAACUGCCACUUAUAAGCCCUGGGCUUACACAUCUUUGUAAGGGGUUUUAGGAGGGCUUAUUAACAGAGGGGCUUAUAUCCGAGGGAGGCUUAUAAUCGAAAAUAUGCUGUAAACUGCCGCUUAUAAGCCCUGGGCUUAUACAUCUUUGUAAGGAGUUUAGGAGGGCUUAUUAACGGAGGGGCUUAUAUCCGAGGGGGCUUACAACCGGAAAUAUGCUGUAAACUGCCACUUAUAAGCCCUGGGCUUAUACAUCUUCGUAAGGAGUUUAGGAGGGCUUAUUAACGGAGGGGCUUAUAUCCGAGGGGGCUUACAACCGGAAUAUGCUGUAAACUGCCUCUUAUAAGCCCUGGGCUUAUACAUCUCCUUAAGGGGUUUUAGGAGGUCUUAUAUAACUUGGGGGGAGGGAGGGUUUAUGAGCGGGAAUUUCCGGAAGUUUGUUUGUUUGUGCGUGUUUUCCUCUUCCACAACGAUCCUUGCUCUUAAAUGAUGGUGUUCAUUUACGUGAUGUGCUAAUUUGAUCACUAUUUUCUUAAUUAUGCCAAAUCUCUUUGUUACACGACUGUCUUCAUUUUCAUAGGUGAGGGAGGGAGCUCAUGUAAUAAGCCCUUACGUUUUCAAUUUGAGCUUCCUCGCCAGAAAAAUACCUCUAGUUCUUCCACCUAUGUAAUUUACGCCAUUUUUAAUCUGUAACUAUCUUUUUUGUAACGUAUUGAAUAACUGUAUAUUUUUUUCUGGCCAAAAAUUAAACUAAAACUGAAAAGGGAAAGGGAAGGAGGAAUUCCGGCUCGCGAGGAGAUUUUCCGCCCCGCGUGCCCCGCGCGCCCCUCGCGCUCUCGGGCUUGAAUUCUCCCUUCCCCAUUUCUUCCCCAUGUAACGCUUGCCACGUAGGCUAUAAUAGGGUCCCAUAAGAUCUGACGACGGUUACGGCAACGAGAACUUCAAAAAGGAGUAGGAGAGUAGAUUAGCAAAACAACAGUUUUGCACGUGCGUCACACUGUUUUGUACAUUUCUUUGCCGUGGCUGCACGACUACGACGUGAAAAUGGGUAAUUUCACGUUUUAUGGAGGACGUAAACAAGCAACGACGAAAGUUACUUUCUCUUUCUGAACCUGGAUAAGGCUCUUAGGGAUUCAAUUCCAGGAGAGUUCCUGUACGUAUGAAACAGUAAGUGAUAUGGAAUAAUUGCGAUGAAGAUUGGAAAACCGCGAAUUCACUUUUUAAUUUACGUUUUCGCUGCCGUCGCCGUCCUCGCGUCUUAAGGAUCAAAAAACGGUUUUCAUUUGCGUGACAUUUUUGUGUUGAGUGGUGUUCUUCACUUGCGUGACGCAUGUUUUCCUUUCAGCAAUGGAUUCAACAUGAAAGAACCAUUGAUAUGGAAGACGAAUUGGCUCGGUUUGAUGUUGUCGAGGAAACACCGCGCAGACCUGGAGUAACUGACGUCGUCAUUAUGAACAAUAUAGCUUGCGCCGAAGACACCGCCAUUUAAUGAGUUCAGGUAUAUAGGCAGUAUCUAACCCCAUAGGAAGAACAGGAAGUUUAGAAUUAGCGGGUUGUUAUUGAAUGUCGAUUAUAGGGUUCUUUUUAUUUAUUGAAAUUCAACUUCACAGUGAGGCCUAGACAACACAGCCUCUAAACCUCGUUAUCAAGUGAAACAUUGAAAUAUCCAAAGAAGCCGGUCACAUGUAGCCUGCGUGGCAGGCGCAAAAAGGGGAGGGGGAGGGGGGAGGGAGAAAGGGAAAAGGGAAGGGAGCGCCUGCUCUAAGAGCCUAUGUUUUUGCAUAACGCCUACCAAUUUUCUAGUAAUCCGAUUACGCUUACUGUCAAUCAAGUGUCGCUACACUCGCCAUUGCAGAAAAACAUUACACUCACGGACUAAAGAAAUUCGCUUAGUUAUUCAGAUCCAGAAACCCUUAUUCAGCCGUAAUAAAAAAAGCUUUACGCUUCAAAAGAGGUCAAAGAAAUUGCGCUUGCAUCAGAGGGCAAAUCCUGCCGACCAGAAAACAAUAACUACAGUCAAUCGAUAUGUAUGUCAUGACCUCUCAGUGUGAAACAUGCGGCUAAAAUAACAUUUUCUCGGUAUAAAUGCAGAACCUUCCAGAGCAUAAUCUACCCAGCAGAUAAAAACAACUUUAUUGGAAUAAGCAGCAUUUUGGCAUGAGGUAAAACCACCCUCUUUUAUUCCUAAGUUACAUCGGCGAAUGUCAUCGUUCGAUAAAUUGGCUAAAUCUUUCGCUGGGUAGCCCAACAAUUCCAUCUCCUGCAACUGGUCUUCGAUAAUACCUUUCAGUGGCGAAAUGACGAGAAUCGCCGCAUUACCAUUUAGCUCGUAGUUCUUCGCGCGUACAAACAUUUGGUAAAUUAAAUUCUUGCCGUAUCCGGUCCGCGAAACCGCCAGAACAUCUCUGUCGGCUAAAAGAGCCCUUACUGCUGAUUCUUGCUCUGGUUUUAAAACAGUUUCUCUACCACUAGAUAAAUUUACAUCUCUCAAAGCACUCUCUACGACAUCCACGUCUACCGCUGCCAUCUCGACUGUUUGUUGAUUUGUGAAACGCGCAUUUCAAUAUGUUACUCAUUACGGCUCAGCCAAUCAGGAAUUUGCGGACGCCAGCGUCCGCAGAUAUGAACAAAAGGGGGUUCUUAGAGCAGGCGUCCCCUCCCCCUCUCUCCAAUCCCCCUCCCCUUUUUCCCUUCCUCCCUAUCCCCUACCCCUCCCCUUUUUGCGCCUGCCACGCAGGCUAGUCACAUGUUGACUUUUUUACAUUUUUUUAAGCUUUCUAAUCGGCUGACCAGUACUUACACGUACUAAAGUAAUCACACCAGCAAUGCUUUAAAGCUAUUGAGAAGCAAACAUAAACUGCCAUGGUAAAGGGUUCUUCUCUCGCUUUUGGUGCAGAUUACACUUCUUAGACGCUGCACUUGUUGCAGGUCCUCCCACCGUCAGUACCUUCUGUUUCCUUUCCACUCUUGUCACCAACCUCGUCCCCAGGGCUUUGAGUCCCUAGCUCGAAUUCUGAUUGGUUUAUGUCGUUUAUUGACGCCGUCCGAUCACAUAAAUAUUUAUAACUAGUUCGGGGUGCGUAGGCUGUGUGAGCUGUCACCGUGUGACGAAUAAAAACCACGCGAAACGAUUUUUAUGUGAACAAUUCCGAAGGCGAGCAAAAAGAACCAAUAUAGAGUUUGCUCGCUGGCUAUUGUGUAACAAGCCCUAACCCCAAACCGUUGAAAUGUCAGGUCUAUAGGUUUAAUUAGAGUAGGUCCUCUUCUUUUAGAAAAUGAUUUGAAUAGCGUAUGGUGAGAUAAGAUGCAGUACUUUGAAGCAGGCAAGUCAAAAAAGUGGGAAGAAAGCGUAGAAGAAAACUAACAGAUUCAGUUUAGGUGUGAUGUUGUUGUUAGCUCAUGUUAUUAUUGUUGUAAAUAAUAUUUGGGGCUGCUCUACUCGAAAAGCUACAAAAAGAACCUCUCACAAUUGGACUCUGAAAUUAUAGCAGACAUCCGUUUGAAUGUGUUUGUAAGGCUAUCAUAGGAACUUACCAUUCGCAAAAAAGAAUACUAUGCCAGGAGUCGAUAUAUACGUAAAGAAAAACAAACAAAAAAUCAAUUUUUAGUCGGAUAUGUGGAACUAUUCUACAUUUGGGAACUUGACAGACUUAACAUUACAGUAAUGAUGGAUAUAGUUUUAUAAUAAUGAGGCCCCUUUCGGGGGCGGGGGAUACCUGGUACCUAGAUUGAAUUUUUAAACACUUUGUUUCACUGACGUAUUUAGGAGGAAGCUAUGUCUUUAUCGAUAUUUUACCAUUGCAUUUGCGCUUGUCUCCGUUGUAGCUAGCCAGUUUCAGUUCAUCUUAAUGAGUCGUUUGUCGUCGUUUCAACUAGCCUGUUCUGGGCGUUCAGAUAGUAGAGCGCGGUUGUCAGAUGGUGAGAAGCGAGUUAAAUUCUACAUCGGGAAAACGGGGGAGAAAAAAACAAAGGGAGAAUUUUUUUCCCUUCGUGAAUUUUUCUCCAGCAGUCUACUAUCUGUACGUCUGAACAAGGCUACGUUUAGACUGUCUAACUUACUCCGGCUUUCAAUGCCACGUUGUUUGUUGGAAUUCUGUCUAUCAGGGCUUCUCUAAUGUGUAGCCAGAAUAAUACACAUCUUAAAUGCUCAGUUUUACAAUUCUACUCGUAGACGACCAGUUUCCGAUAGAUUUUUAAAACAUUACAACCUAAGUGUUUUAGCGCGUUGCUUUUCUAGACAUCGAGGGUAGAAUGUAUCGACCUUUGUUGCAUGGUUGUCUUUUUAGGCUGUAAGGAUCAGGAACAAGGACUUUUAAUAAUUCAGAUUCGUAGGCGAACUGACAUAUAAGACGUAGGCGAAUCGACUCUAGACGAAAGCGAACAGACCGUAGGCGAAACGACCAGUUACCAAAGUAACUGUAAGUGUGUAUGUAGUCUGUAAAUGUGAAUUGUAGUCACAUCAAUGCGACUGAAUUUUGUAAUCGAGUCGCAAGACUUAAUCUUGAAGUGUUAUCGUAGGAAAUUUAUUUUCAGACUUGUACAGAAUUCUCUUUUCCUCCCACUGCUUGUCUAGUGGGAAUGCAAAAAUUUCUUUUUAUUAACUGCUUUAUUACGAAGCAUCUAACGGAAUCAAUACGAAUCAAUAUUGGCGAAAUACUCAAAGUGGGGCAGAGGACCCCAUUCGAGACUUCAGUCCGCCUUAAGGUGCUAAAACUAACCGAUAAGAAGUGCUUUUUUCGAGAAUUAUCUAUGAUCUAUGGGAGGGAAAAUCUCUGGUGCAUAGCCAUUUCCGAACCCUGAAAGCUAUUUAGACGUGUUUUUGAUGUUGGUUUUCCUUUUAUGCUUAUUCUCACUGGCUUAUUGCCAGAAGGCACUGUGUCAAUUGUCCUUGUUGCGCACGGCGUUAACGCGUAACCUUCAUAGCAAAGGUACCGGGUUCGAUGCCUACUGCCCUUUUUUGACGAAUUUAAAAGAUUGCUUCUUUUUCUUUUUAUGGUUACUGGAGUGCAAGGAAGUAUGUGUCCUCUCAGGGGACUAUUUUUUUCAUGAUGUUGCCAAUGAUGUUUUUAUUGUGUACAUAUUUUUCAAUCUUACCUGCUUGUUUUAAGGCAGGAAUUAACGGUUACGAAUAUUAUAGGCGUUCCAGAAAAUCUCAAUCUACUGCCAUACGAAAAAUAGAUUUUUAAAUGUAGAAUUUACAUUCGCUUUUAUUCCGUAAGGCACUGUCUUACAUUUUCUUUAUUUUAUUCGAAGAGAUAGACAGACAGUUGUAGGUAGAUUUGAAUCCACUUUAUAGAGAGAAAUUAUCAAAGGUGAGCAAAUCUCGUUGCAAUGAGAAAUUUUUAAAUUACAACCUGAUAUUACUAUUUUCGUGACAAUAAGUGAAUUAUUGUAAAUAAUAUCAUAGCAAUAAGAUCAAUUUGUAAAAUAUACGUGGC
Molecule: messenger RNA, 31578 nt
Organism: Porites lobata
Lineage: Eukaryota; Metazoa; Cnidaria; Anthozoa; Scleractinia; Poritidae
Source: the annotation of a GenBank genome assembly